Brassica napus (rape) is the source of this 2896-nucleotide messenger RNA. Its product is annotated as G-type lectin S-receptor-like serine/threonine-protein kinase CES101. The record is from RefSeq and is a predicted model, not a curated record. The transcript is spliced from 8 exons. Gene Ontology annotation, molecular function: ATP binding; protein serine/threonine kinase activity. Bases 77 to 2767 code for a protein of 896 amino acids. Gene Ontology annotation, biological process: protein phosphorylation. Lineage: Eukaryota; Viridiplantae; Streptophyta; Magnoliopsida; Brassicales; Brassicaceae.
CAUUGCAUAUGAGAGACCAGUUUUGAGAUAUCUAUUGCCAAAUUAUCCAUCUCACAAGCUCUAAAUUCUCGAAACUAUGUGGUGGUCAAAUAGCAUCUUUCUCACUUUCUUUACUCUAUCUCUAUUGAUAGAACAAUCAUGCUGUGAAACAGAUACUCUGCUCCAGGGGCAGUACUUGAAAGAUGGGCAAGAGCUCGUUUCAGCUUUCAAUAUCUUCAGGCUCAAGUUCUUCAACAUCAAGAAUUCAAGAAACUAUUAUCUUGGAAUCUGGUACGACAGUCUGUAUCUUAAUGACAACAGCAACUAUGAUGCUUCCCAGGACAAACCUGUCUGGAUUGCCAACCGUGACAAUCCAAUCCCAGGACGCUCUGGAAGCCUCACAGUUGACUCACUCGGAAGAUUGAAGAUCUUAACAGGAGCAUCAAGCCUGAUUGAUCUAAGCUCUACAGAAACCACAAGAAACACAACCCUGAAGCUGUUGGACUCCGGUAACCUCCAGCUCCAGGAGAUGGCUUCAGAUGGAUCAGUGAAGCAAAUUUUGUGGCAAAGUUUUGAUUAUCCAACGGAUACACUUCUUCCUGGGAUGAAAAUAGGUUUCAGUGCCAAGACCGGGAAGAGAUGGAUGCUGAGAUCAUGGCUAGGUGCUGAUUCACCUGCUUCUGGAUCUUUUGUCUUUGGUAUGGAUGCUAAUAUUACAAACCGUUUGACCAUCUUGUGGCGUGGAAAAAUGUACUGGGGAAGUGGGCUAUGGUUUAAGGGUCAGUUCUCCUUGGAGAAACUGAACCAGAACGGUUUCUUCUUCUCCUUUGUUUCCACAGAGAAUGAAGAAUAUUUUAUGUAUUCAGCUAAUAUUGAGAGGCACGAUGGAACAGCAUUUCCUUAUUUUAUGUAUUCAGCUAAUGAGAGGCAUGAUGGAACAACAUUUCCUCGGUUAGUGAUAAAUGAAAAGGGAACUUUGCAAUUUAACUGGAUUAAUGGAAGAAAAGAUCAUGUCCGUUGUUCUCCCUUUGUAUUUGGUGAAGAUCUUGAAGUUGGUUGUUACCGUAAACAUUCCAGCGUUUGUUUGCGUGCAAGUUACGUAUUCCCGGAGCCUGUAUCCGAGUUCUGGGACUGUAUGCGGUCGUCGUCUAAUUACAAUUUUAAAGAGAUGACAUCAGGAAAGACUUUUUGUUCCAGCUUUGGUUAUACAUUCAGAGAUGCAGUGUCUUCUGUAUCAGGCAAUGGAUUUGUACUUAAUGAGACUGGUGGGAAGUUAAGUUCAUACGAUUGCUGUGUAAAAUGUCUCCAAAACUGCUCUUGUGUUGCUUAUGCUUCAACGCGUAUGGAUGGUACGGGCUGCCAAAUCUGGAAUACUGACCCUACCAUUGAUCUUACCGGCAACAUGACGUCUUCUCAUAGUCCAAUAACUAUACAUAUUCGUGUAAAAGCUCUGCCACCGGUUGAGAGAGUCCAAGAGAUCGAAAAAGCGGCAACUUGGCUUGUUGUUGUGGUAUCAGUGUUCCUAAUGAUAUCUGUGGUCUGUUUUAUCAUCUAUCUUGUUUUCAGGAAAUAUAAAAUAAAAUUAACUGUCUUAUUUCGCCGAAUGUUCAACUUUUUAUGGAGAAAAGUCAUUCCACAAAUCACUGUUUACAUAUGGAGUAGGCUUCAAACAAUGAGGGUUGGUUCAACAAUAGACCAAGAAAUGCUCCUACGUGAAUUGGGAAUUGAUAGGAGAGGCCGGCACAGGAGAAGUGCAAGGAAGAAUGAUAAUGAGCUUCAGAUUUUUAGCUUUGAAAGUGUAGCCUUGGCAACAGAUUACUUCUCUGAUGCAAACAAGCUCGGUGAAGGAGGUUUUGGUCCUGUAUAUAAGGGGAGGUUAAUACAUUGGGAAGAAGUGGCUAUCAAGAGACUAUCUAUAGCAUCAGGGCAAGGUUUGGUGGAGUUCAAAAAUGAAGCUAUGCUUAUUGCAAAACUUCAACAUACAAAUCUUGUGAAGUUGUUAGGAUGCUGCGUCGAGAAGGAUGAGAAGAUGUUGAUUUAUGAGUACAUGCCCAACAAGAGCCUUGACUACUUCCUCUUUGACCCUUUGAGGAAAAAUGUUCUAGAUUGGGCGCUGCGGUUCAGGAUCAUGGAAGGGAUCAUUCAAGGGCUGUUGUACCUUCACAAGUACUCUAGACUGAAAGUGAUACACAGAGACAUCAAAGCCAGCAACAUUUUGCUGGACGAGGAUAUGAAUCCCAAAAUAUCUGAUUUUGGUAUGGCUAGGAUAUUUGGAGCUCAAGAAUCAAGAGCCAACACCAGACGAGUUGCUGGCACAUUUGGCUAUAUGUCUCCAGAGUACUUCAGAGAAGGACUAUUCUCAGCUAAGUCAGAUGUGUUCAGCUUUGGGGUUCUGAUGCUUGAAAUCAUUUGUGGAAGGAAGAACAAUAGCUUUCACCAUGACUCAGAAGGGCCUCUGAAUCUCAUAGUUCAUGCGUGGAAUCUGUUUAAAGAAAACAGAAUUGGCGAGGUGAUAGAUCAGUCUUUGGGAGAUUCUGCCCUUGACAACCCUCAAAUGUUGAGAUGCGUUCAAGUUGCGCUCUUGUGUGUGCAAGAAAACGCAGAGGAUAGACCAAGCAUGUUAGAUGUUGUGUCCAUGAUAUACGGCAAUAAUGCUCUUUCUUUACCCAAAGAGCCAGCUUUCUAUGAUGGUCCUCGGAGAAGCUCGCCGGAGAUGGAGCUUGAGCUACCGGAGCCAAGAAAUGGAUCGGAUAAUAGGGUUACCAUCACGGUGAUGGAAGCAAGGUGAGCUGGUGGUGGAAUAAAAAUAAAAAUGAUCGCAUUUGAGUCUCUUGUUAAGACUGAUCAUACAGUAUUUAAUCAACCCCAAAUUAAAACAGAGUUAAGGGUGUGGUUUCUUAACCCUUGUUUAUAAACU